This is a messenger RNA of Tachyglossus aculeatus (Australian echidna), 663 nucleotides long. RefSeq names its product olfactory receptor 7D4-like. Lineage: Eukaryota; Metazoa; Chordata; Mammalia; Monotremata; Tachyglossidae. The transcript has 2 exons. Gene Ontology annotation, biological process: G protein-coupled receptor signaling pathway. Gene Ontology annotation, molecular function: G protein-coupled receptor activity; olfactory receptor activity. Gene Ontology annotation, cellular component: membrane. The record is from RefSeq and is a predicted model, not a curated record. Bases 1 to 663 code for a protein of 220 amino acids.
AUGGACAGGGGAAACCAAACUGCUGUCUCGGAAUUCCUCCUCCUGGGACUGUCCGACUGGGCGGAGCAGUGGCAGCUGCUCUUCAUACUGUUCCUCUGGAUGUACCUGCUCGGGGUCCUGGGGAGCCUGCUCAUCAUCCUGGCCAUCGGCUCUGACCCGCACCUGCACACCCCCAUGUACUUCUUCCUCACCAACCUCUCCCUGGCCGACAUCUGUCUCCUGUCCACCACAGUCCCCAAGAUGCUGGUCAACAUUCAGACCCACAACAAAUCCAUAUCCUAUGCUGGCUGCCUGGUGCAAGUGUAUUUCUUCAUUCUCUUCAUAAGUCUGGACCACUUUCUCCUCACCGGAAUGGCUUAUGACCGUUACGUGGCCAUAUGCCACCCCCUCCACUACACUACCAUCAUGAGCCCAUGGCUCUGUGCCCUGAUGGUAGCUGGGUCCUGGAUUUCCGUGGUCUCUUUGUUCUAUGGUACUGGCAUUGGGGUCUACUUCAGUCCCCAGUCCACCCACACGGCCAGGAAAGAAUCUAUAGAGUCAGUGAUGUACUCAGUGGUGACCCCCAUGCUGAACCCUUUCAUCUACAGCCUGAGGAACAAGGACAUGAAAGGGGCCCUGAGAAAAUUCAUAAGUAGGAAAUCUGGCUUCUUCCAGAGAUUGUAA